AUGAGCAAACGACAAUUCAAGUCGCAGGCCUCAAGCAGCCGGGCGGCAUCGGGGGUGGGAUUCGGAGGCUUCGGCUCGACCUCGUCAAGGAGUACUCUGUCCUAUUUGACUGAGCCCCCGAAUCUGUCUGGAAUCAGCGACGCGAACGUGGUUGUGGCGUUCAAGAACUUGUCCAAGAAGGAUGGUACAACUAAGUCGAAAGCGCUAGAGGAUCUGCGGGCAUACGUGCAAGCCCAUCCUUUCGAGAAAGACGGAGGCGUAGAGGAUGCCGUAUUGGAAGCAUGGGUCAAAUUCUAUCCUCGCAUCUCUAUCGACAACUCUCGUCGUGUCCGCGAACUCUCUCAUAACCUGCAGUAUGAACUCCUGAAAUCAGCUAGAAAGCGGAUGGAAAAAUACAUCCCCAAAAUUGUUGGCAGUUGGUUGGGGGGAACAUAUGAUAGAGACAGAGCUGUGGCAAGGGCUGCAAGCGAUGGAACGAGGUCAUUCCUCGACACUCAAGCCAAAAUGACCGUCUUCUACAAACGAUGCGAAGUUCCGGUCCUCGAAUACGCCCAGGAGGCUCUCGAGGAGACACCGCAAACUCUAAGCGACGAGAGGACCAUGAGUGCAGAUGAUGUCCAAGCCAAGUACUUUCGAGUAGUUGGAUCCAGUCUCUCUCUGAUCGCCAACUUGCUAGCAACAUUGGACAAGGACGAAAUUUCCAAGCACCAGGACAAGUACGAGGUCAUUUUGUCUGGCAACAAGACCUUGUGGUCUUUCGUGAAUUGCGAUGAUGCAUUUGUUCGGAGAGCAACCUCCCAGCUGUUGGCAAUUUGCUUGGCAAAUUUACCUGUGGCUAUCGAAGCCGACUUGAAACUGAUCAGCCACAUAUUCAUCGCCGAAGCGCUGAAGUCCUCUCAGACCAUGUCUGCGUUCCAGCUCUUGAAUGUGCUGGGCGUACUGACCUCGAAAUAUCCCGAGGUAUGGACUUCAUCUUACAAAGCUAGAAAGGAUCCCCUUUCUAAACUCCGUUCUUUUGUCGAAAAAGGUUCGCAAGGAGGACCUCCGGAUUACUGGACCAAUUUGGGUGCUGUUGUUCUCAAUCUCCCUGAGGGGGUCCUUCCUCCUCAGCCUGAUGCCCUGUUAGAUUUUCUGACGGCGUUCCGCAAUGGCGUUUCCAAUAGAGAGGAGCCCAGAACAAAUGCUUCAAUAGCAUGGGCUACUUAUUUCGAAAUUGCGGAGCGCUUCAUUUCUUUGCUAUCGCCAGAAAGUGUGCAGGGAAAGUUCUUACCAGAAGGCAUUUUCCCGUUCUUCGAGCAAUAUCUUCAUCCGAAUCCAGCAAAUAAUAGCUGGGCCAUUGGCAGUAACAUUUCCACCCUGGCCAAAGGCUUGGGAAUUUGCUUGUCAUACAAGGGCGACGGUAAGAUUGCGCUCGGUGCUGAGUGGGCCAGGCUCGAAGAUGACUUUGUCUCCAAAAUUCUCACUUCGUUACCCGAACAGUCAAAAGAUUACCAUGCUUCUCAGACUGCUGUAAUUUCAAUCAGCCAUCGUUGGUUCAAAUUAUUAGCAGAGGUUCUUCGAUCGAAGCAACAGGACUCUAUCGACCUCGUUCUGCCCUCUUCGCAACGUAUCGUCAAAAAAUGUCUGGAAUCAAUUGUCAGCAGGAACGGCAAGCCAUACUCCGCAGCGGCCACCGUGGAAGCGGCAUUGCGACUCACUCCAGCCGUUGUAGAAAGCUCGCCUGAGACCCUGGUGGCCCUAAGAUCAUUCCUUGAAGAUGAUCUACCCAAGUUAGUUCUGUCUCCUUCAGAACCAUAUCUCAUUUCGAUCUUGAAUCUUUUUGGUUCGUUGUCAGACGAAGAAGAAAAAUACAGAAGCAUUUGGGACAAGACCAUCGAUGGUCUUCUAGCACUGCCUAAUGAUGCGAGCCAGUCCCAAGCGAUUGCCAAAAUGUUAGCGAAUGAUGCAGUGUCCAAGGUGGCUCAAAAUAACCAUGCCCUCCAGGAAUUUAUGGUCAGUGGUAGCUUCAACGCUAUGCAGGGGAAUGCUGAAGGUCGCACUCUGUUUGAAGCUGCAAUGACCUUCAACUCCUUUUCAUCUCCUGCAUCUGUUCGUGUUCUAAACAAAAUACUCGCAUCUCUCGAUGUAGACAACCCUGACCUGGAUGGCGCUUUGAAGUCACUUGAAUUUGUAUCGAGGAAUCAACCCGGUCUUUUGAGCCGCUUAGGCGAUAUACACGUUACUCUGAUCACGAAGUUGCUGGGCUUGACUGAGCUGACAGACUCUCCGAUCGCCUCUCGUGCUAACACUUUGAGGACUGCGAUUGAGAAAUCAAUCAGCUCUGCAGAUUCGAAGAGCCCUCAGCAAAGCUCAAUCGUGUAUGUUAUACGAGAAAAUCUCGAAACUGCCAGUCCUCAAUCAUUAUCAGUCGAGACACUUGUUCAGCAAGCCAGAAAUCUCAUAGCACAGUCCCCGCAAUCAACUUUGGGGGCAAUUUUUCCAGAUACAGAUAUAUGGCUAGCAGCCAUGGGCCCGCUUCUCCGCCAGCAACCAAAUCCAGCGCUCGGUGUGAUGCGGCCAUUCGCUGGAGCCGUAUUUCUGUUGCAUCAGUCUUCAGCGGACACUGUUUCGCGGCCACCUAGAGAUUUCAACGGAUACUCUGCGCCGCUGAGGAUGGCAAUGUAUACAUCUAGCUUGCUGCUCCACGAGGAUCUCUCGGAUGUCUUACCUGAAGACUUGCAAGUCAAGCUAUUCUACCUCCUGGCCAUAACCUACGAGCUUGUCAACGAUCAAAUCGAUUUGCUUGAAGAUAAUAAAUUGUUCCAAUCACAUCAAGAGACCGACACCAUGAAUGAGGUCAUGCAGUUUCUACGGGACGUUCGUGAGAUUCUCAGCGAUGCAGCCGAGAAUGCCGUGUCAUGGCGCGACUCGGUUUCUGGAAAGCAAUCGCCUGAAGACAUGUCUAGCGUGGUUCAUUCUUUGGUACGGAACCUCAUCGAGUCGUCGAGUACCGAUGCCCCGACAUCUUACUACGCAUCGAAGGCAUUGAGUAGUCUGGUGCAAGCGCUUGUGUCUACCCACGGUUGGCAGAAUGAAGGUGGCGAGGGAUGGCUUUCGAAGCUAGACAUUUUCAAGACCGCGACAACUAAUAUACUGGGUGCGACGGCAAUCUUGAUCGGACUUGGAGAUAGUCUCCGCUCUAGCAAGCUCAUCAACAAUCUCUGCAACCGACUCAUCAGUGAUGUAGCAGGGGCUAAGGCAGAGUCUGAAAAGACUCUAGGCUUGAUGGUACUCAUGAACUCCGUCUUGGCAGUCUACGAUGACGAGGAUCUACCAGUCGCCAACAAUCGGCUGGUAUUUGCGAUCAAACAGAUACUCUCUUGGACGGACGAUUUGGCUGUAACGGACACUCGACUUGCCUCUGAAGUUUGUCGCGCACUGCAAAAGCUUUUGCCUGCCAUCAAAGACGUCUACGGCUCGUAUUGGGAAACUACCUUCGAAUUCUGUGUAUCCAUCUGGGAUUCAAGCAGCGAUGGUUGCCUAUCAGAUGAGCGACUCCCAAUGAUAGGCAUGUCUUUGAAGCUGUUUUCUAUCCUGAAAAAUAUUAUCGAUGAUGCAAAUGACGAUCUGAAGGAAGCCCAUGAUGCGUGUCUCGAACAAAUUUGCGAUGGCUUGGUGUCGCUUCUGAAGCUCGAGCGAUCGAAGGAAACUCAACCUCUCAAAUUCGUGGAUAGCUUGCUAUCACGACAGGUGGUGAGGAUUCCAUCGGACCGUAUAAAGGAUUUGUCAGAAUUUUACCCUCUGCUGGCAUCCGACUUUGAAAUGAUUCAAUCUGCCGCGUUUGAUUUCCUUCAUAAAGCUCUACCUAAGGUUCAACAGGAGCUCUCCGUCAAUGUUCUUUUGGAUGGAACAAGCGCUGCGCUACCUCUUGAACUUCUCUCACUCCUCCUCAAUACUCCCUCGACUGCUGACAUCCCCGAUGCAACCUCCUUUCCUCCGUCCAUCCGCGGCUACCUCCUAUCGUGGCUGAUCGUCUACGAAUCUUACAAAACCGCCUCGCUCAAAGUUCGCAAUGACUACUCCGAACUCCUCAAAUCAGAAGAUUAUAUUUCUCCCCUCUUAAACUUCAUGUUCACCGUCCUCGGCCAUUCAUCCGCCACCCCACUCAACCUCGAACGCGCCCGCAUAGACCCCUCCAUGAUCCGCUCUUAUUCUAUGUGGAAAGCAAUGGACUCCGAGUCCCCCUCGCGUAGCAUGAACUGGCUCCUCGUCAACAUCUACUAUCUCUCUCUUUGCUUCACUCCCGGCUUAGUACGGACAUGGUGGUUCAGCUGCGACUCGCGUCAAACCUCUCUUGCAGUCGAUUCUUGGACACAGCGAUUCUUCGCCCCCUUAGUAAUAGAAGACUCUCUCAACGAAGUGGAGAAAUGGUCUCACGACCAAGGAAUCCAGGCAGACGACGGAAAGGAACUCAUAAUCAAAGUUUCCAAACGCUCACAGGAGAUAUUCGCCGGCUAUGAGGUCGAUGACCUCACGAUGCGAAUCGUGAUCCGCUUCCCGAGCAACUACCCCCUAGUCGGCGUCUCCGUCGACGGCAUCACCCGUGUCGUCGCGUCCCAAACUAAAUGGAACUCCUGGCUUCGCAACACCCAGGGUGUCAUCACUUUCUCCAACGGGUCUGUCAUCGACGGCCUGAUCGCAUUCCAGAAGAACGUCACGGGCGCUUUAAAGGGCCAUACCGAGUGUGCGAUUUGCUACAGCAUUAUUGGGCCGGACCGCAAGACGCCGGAAAAGCGGUGCGGGACGUGCGGAAACCUGUUCCAUAGUGGUUGUUUGUUCAAGUGGUUUUCGAGUAGUAACCAGAGCACCUGUCCGCUUUGUAGGAAUCCGUUUAAUUAUGGAUUGCAGAGUUCGCGGAGGAGGGCGGAUUAG
Messenger RNA from Drepanopeziza brunnea f. sp. 'multigermtubi' MB_m1, 4911 nucleotides. RefSeq lists its product as uncharacterized. Gene Ontology annotation, molecular function: zinc ion binding; ribosomal large subunit binding; ubiquitin protein ligase activity. The record is from RefSeq and is a predicted model, not a curated record. Gene Ontology annotation, cellular component: RQC complex; cytosol. Gene Ontology annotation, biological process: rescue of stalled cytosolic ribosome; ribosome-associated ubiquitin-dependent protein catabolic process. Lineage: Eukaryota; Fungi; Ascomycota; Leotiomycetes; Helotiales; Drepanopezizaceae.